Molecule: messenger RNA, 1663 nt
Organism: Anarrhichthys ocellatus (wolf-eel)
Lineage: Eukaryota; Metazoa; Chordata; Actinopteri; Perciformes; Anarhichadidae
Product: glutathione S-transferase kappa 1
Exons: 7
Coding region: 369-1055 (228 amino acids)
Biological process (GO): glutathione metabolic process
Cellular component (GO): mitochondrion; peroxisome
Molecular function (GO): glutathione peroxidase activity; glutathione transferase activity
Source: RefSeq, a predicted model, not a curated record
UUUCUCCAGAAGAGGGCAGUAAUGCGGUGGUUUGUUUGGUUUAUCAAUCCCGAUUAUACCCGUGUCGUUUGUAGCUCUAGCUAACUGUAGCUAACUUAAAGCUACAUCUAAUUCAACACACGGUAACAACAGGUGUCGCUAAUUCUGCGACAGUGAUUUCUGUGGAUGAGAUCUGUGACAUAACGGUGCUGGUUUCACUGCGUCGGAUUAGUUGAACUUCGACACACUGGGCGGUGCGCUGAAACCUGCUUUGCAAGUACAGGAGACGAGUCGUGUUAACUUCAACUUCGUGUUUAGCUUAAUUGAAGCGCAGCGUCACUGCGAAUACAAGGAAGAGCCACUAACCUCUAACUAACCCUAACCCGAAGAUGACGUCCAAGAAAGUGGUGGAGAUGUUCUACGAUGUGGUUUCUCCCUACUCAUGGCUUGGCUUUGAGAUCAUGUGCCGCUACAGAAACGUGUGGAACAUAGAGCUCAAACUGCGACCUGCAUUUCUGGGUGGUAUCAUGCAAGGGUCGGGAAACAAGCCCCCGGGUCUGGUUCCAAACAAAUUCCAGUACAUGAACAAGGACCUGCACCGCUUGUCGGAGUAUUUUGAUGUUCCCUUGCAGGCUCCGUCUGACCCCUUUGAGGCCAUGUUCCAAAAAGGCUCCUUGACUGCGAUGCGAUUUGUGACGGCAGUACAAGAGAGGGAGACGGGUGGAGACAAGCAGGUGGAGCGGGUGUCCCGGGAGCUGUGGAGAAGGAUCUGGAGUGAGGACAAAGACAUCACAGAACCUGCAUCAUUGUCUGAGGCAGCGAUGAAAGCAGGACUGCCUGAAAGCGAGAUUAAAGAAGCGCUGGAGCUGUCCACAUCAGAGGAGAUCAAAAACAAGCUGAAAAGCGCAACACAGAAUGCACUUGAUCACGGGGCAUUCGGCUUCCCACUUGUGGUGUGUCACGUAAAUGGAAAGCCAGAGAUGUUUUUUGGAUCUGACAGAUUUGAGCUCAUGGCUCACUGCAUUGGGGAGAAGUGGCUGGGACCUCAGCCUAACAUAUCAGCUGCCAAGCUGUGAGAUACAAAGCUGCCAUCAAACGCUGCCGGUCUGCUCACAAAGUCUUUGAGUUUUCUUCUAAUUCUUCAAAUAUCAUACGAUCUGUGCCCUCUAAAACCAAGCAGUGUUUUUUAAAAUUAGGCCUUAAUAACAAAUGGUGGUGUAAAUAAUGUGAUACCUUUAUACUGUUAAUUAUGUAGAAAGAACAUUGACAGCUUCCAGAUGAUAGUCUUAUCUUUGCGAAUGAAACACAAAGGUAAAUUUAUGAAAAGGAUGCAAUUGUGUAUUUGUUGCAUGAUGUAACACAUAACUUAAAUAUCUCAAAAACUACGACAGUCAUCAGCAUUCAUUGUCCCAACAGGAUGAAUCCUAGUGAUGUUGGUGUUUCCCUGACGGUUGCUUCAGUGCCGCCAUGAGGUUGACAUUUGUAGUUGUGGUGAAACGCAUCGGUAACUGAAUGAUGGAUAGCCAAGACAUUUAGUGGAGACAUUCACGUCCCCCUCAGAAUGAAUUGUAAUCGGGUCAUGAUGAUCCCAUCAGCCUCAACUGUACUACGUUGUUAAAUGCUGUUCUUAAAUCAAGCAGUUAAACCACCAUACUGAAUAAAUAAAUGUAACUUUGAUCAUAAA